This is a messenger RNA of Chiroxiphia lanceolata (lance-tailed manakin), 1024 nucleotides long. RefSeq names its product Parkinsonism associated deglycase (gene PARK7). NCBI's taxonomy places the organism in Eukaryota, Metazoa, Chordata, Aves, Passeriformes, Pipridae. The record is from RefSeq and is a predicted model, not a curated record. Gene Ontology annotation, cellular component: cytosol; nucleus. Bases 150 to 719 code for a protein of 189 amino acids. Gene Ontology annotation, biological process: guanine deglycation, glyoxal removal; protein deglycation, glyoxal removal. Gene Ontology annotation, molecular function: protein deglycase activity. The transcript has 7 exons.
CGGGAGGGCGGGCGAGAAGCGGGGAGGGGCCGCGGCGGCAGCGCGGGCACAGCGCGGGCGGGGCCGGGGCGGGUUCCCUCAGAGCCGCCCGCGCCCCGGCUGAGCCCCUCCGUUCACAACCAUCUCAGCUAAUAGCAACCCCUCAAGAUAUGGCCUCGAAAAGAGCAUUGGUGAUUUUAGCAAAAGGGGCAGAGGAAAUGGAAACUGUAAUCCCUACUGAUGUUAUGAGAAGAGCUGGGAUAAAGGUGACUGUUGCAGGCCUAACAGGAAAAGAACCAGUGCAGUGCAGUCGAGAUGUCUUCAUUUGUCCUGAUGCUAGUCUUGAAGAUGCCAGAAAAGAGGGGCCUUACGAUGUCGUGGUCCUGCCUGGCGGUAAUCUUGGAGCUCAAAACUUGUGUGAGUCUACUGCUGUGAAAGACAUUUUGAAGGACCAGGAAAGCAGAAAAGGCCUGAUUGCUGCUAUAUGUGCAGGUCCUACUGCCCUUCUGGCACACGGGAUAGGGUUUGGAAGCAAAGUCACAACACAUCCUUUGGCCAAAGAUAAAAUGAUGAAUGGAGCACACUACAGCUACUCUGAGAGCCGUGUGGAGAAAGACGGGAACAUCCUCACCAGCCGCGGGCCUGGGACCAGCUUUGAGUUUGGAUUGGCCAUUGUUGAAACGCUGAUGGGGAAGGAAGUGGCCGAACAGGUGAAGGCACCUCUAAUACUGAAAGAGUGAAACCCUGGUAUGAGACAGGAAGUAGGACAAAUUUGGAUAGAGAGUUACAUCCUCUGUAGAAUAACUGUAAGCUGUACUGUUGUAAAUACAAUUUAAUUUUGGGUGAAAUUAGCAACUGUACUUACCUUAACUGGGAUACCAUAACAAACCAAAGGUCUUUAUCUCUGGAAAAAGAUCGUUAGCAAAAAGCUUCAUCACAAAAAAGUAGCCAGCAUCUAAUAAUCUUAGUUAACUCUUGGAUGGCAUUUAAAAAUCACAUGGAAAAAAUGUUUGCCGAGUAAAUAAAAAUGAAGCGGCCCUGCUGG